This is a messenger RNA of Parascedosporium putredinis, 570 nucleotides long. The record is from the annotation of a GenBank genome assembly. NCBI's taxonomy places the organism in Eukaryota, Fungi, Ascomycota, Sordariomycetes, Microascales, Microascaceae.
AUGGGCUCCAAGAAUUACCAUUGGAAGGGUCUUCUAGACAAGCUAGCAUCCCGCGCGUACAGCAACACCAACGCCUGGACCGCCACGGAUCAUACAGCCUACCUCUUAGACUCCAUCGGCUGGGAUGGCUUCGCCCAGAUCCUUCCCCUCUACCUCGAGCAUGUCCUUCUCCCCACCAUCACUAACGAAGCAUGUACCACGGAGGUGUGGCACGUUGACGGGGAGGGAAAUGAUGCCGGUGUCGUUUAUUCAGAGAUGCAGGGCGUGCAGUACAAGAGCGCAGAGCUGAUGGAAAUAGCCGCAAAGCGCCUCCUGUACCCCGAGAACGUUGGGUUUCGCUACGAGACUGGUGGCAUGAUGGAAGCCCUCAGGGUCCUUACCCCCGAGCGAAUUCGCGAGUUCCACCGCGCCAUGUAUCAGCCCCGGAAUCUUUGUGUUAUCAUCAUUGGCGAUGUGAACCAUGCAAACCUUCUCGAGAUUCUCGAAAAUUUUGAGGAGAGCAUCAAGGAGCACAUCCCCCUCUGGACAGUCCUUUUAAGAGGUGAGCAGCAUCCCAUUGCGCCGCAGUAG